AUGUCUGCAGUGGAUCAGCUCAAACAGCAGAAUGCUGCUCUACAAGCGAGCGUGGGCAAUCUCUCUAAGGUAGCCCAGGGAGCUCAAUCCACCGCGAACAAGUCCACGGCGGGAGCCACCAAGACAGCAACGCCCGUGAAGAAAGCGACUACGAACACUGCUACGGCUGCCAAUGAUACAGCAUUGCCCGUGAGGAAGGCACCUCGCAAGUUGGACCGAAACAGCCCUACUACCAUCACCAACAACACCACUGCGUCGAAGACCACAACACCUGUGAAGGCUGCUGCAACAAAGACUGCUGUGGGAACGAAGAAAGUCGCUCCACCAGCAGCGGCCACGAACAAGGCUACACCAGUGAAGAACACAACCUCAACCAUUACUCCGGCCAAGAAAACACCCGUCACAGCCGUACAAAAGAAAACUCCUGUAACACCCGCAAAGAAGGCUCCUAUAACAUCAACACCAGCCAAAACCACCAACACAACCACCACCUCAAAAGCAACACCCGCCCGCACUCCCCUCGGCACGAAGAAAAACGUGCCCGCAUCCCGCACAACCGCUGCCUCCACCACCACCGCAACCCCCAAGAAAACCCCCAUCCAAAGCACCAUCCCGGGCGGCAUCAAGCCGACCCCCACCGCCGUCCAAAAAGCCAACCCAGCCCCCUCCCCCGCCACCAAGAAGUCACCCAAUGCCGUGGCCCGCGGUGCGGGCGCCCUCGCUGGCGCCACGAACCAGACCGUCGGCCUGACGACCGGCACGUUGAACACCGUGACCGACUCCGCGACGACGGGCGUCAACAAGACGGUCAACGGCGUCACGGGCGUCGCUGGGAAGGGGCUCGACAAGCUUCCCGCCGGUGUUGGCAAGCCCGUCAAGCAUGUCACCGACGGGGUGGGGAAGACGGCGACGGGCGCGACGGAUAACGUAUACUACACUGCCGGUGCGGCGACGAAGGGGCUCCAAGGUACGGCGAGUAAGACUACGGGUGCGUUGAGUAGGGGGGAUGUCAAGGGGACGGUUGGAGGGUUGAGCAGUGGGGUUGGGAAUACGGUUAAGGGGACUGGGAAGUCGGCGAUGCAGUCGGCGGAGUCGGCUCGACCGUCGGUGGUCCCCUCGGCGACGUCGUGGGUGGAGUGGGUAAAGGCGCUGGCGAUGCCGUUGGCGGCAUCACUGGCGGUUUGGGCGAGGGCGUCGGCAAGCUGGGCAAGGGGGAUGUCAUUGGAGGACUUGGAAGCACUGUCGGUGGGCUUCACAAGGGCGUUGGGGGCUUGA
Aaosphaeria arxii CBS 175.79 is the source of this 1275-nucleotide messenger RNA. RefSeq lists its product as uncharacterized. The coding region runs from base 1 to 1275 and encodes 424 amino acids. The record is from RefSeq and is a predicted model, not a curated record. The transcript is spliced from 3 exons. Lineage: Eukaryota; Fungi; Ascomycota; Dothideomycetes; Pleosporales.